AUGAAACUAACUAUAGUGGAGUAUGAUUCAGUAGUAGGUAAAACUGAUGAUCUUAUUCUAGAUGACACUCACUACUACCGGUAUCUAAUUGGGAAGUUGAUCUAUUUGAUAAUCAGUAGGCCUAAUAUAUGUUUUGCUGUUCAAGUUCUUAGUCAAUUCAUGCAAAGGCCAAAAAAAUCACACUGGGAUGCAGCUUUAAGUAUACUAAGAUAUUUGAAGAAAUCACCAGGACAAGGAGUAUUACUGAAGAGAGGUUCAAUCAAUAAUUUGAUAGUUUUUUGUGACUCAGAUUGGGCAGCUUGCCCCAAUACCAGAAGAUCAAUAACAUGUUAUGUGAUACAGCUUGGUGAAUCACUGAUUUCAUGGAAAUCCAAGAAGCAGCACAAAGUGAAUAUGAGUUCAAUAGAGACUGAAUAUAGAAGCAUGGCAAGAGCAGUAGCAGAGAUUAUUUGGUGGGUAGGACUGCUUAAAGAACUCAGAAUGGACAUCACAACACCAGUUAGGCUGUGCUAUGACACCAAGUCAGCCAUACAAAUUACCUCCAAUCCAAUUUUUCAUAAGAGAACCAAGCAUAUAGAGAUCGACUGCCAUUUUGUGAGGGAAAAGCUCAAGGAUGGCUUGAUCAAGACAGAAUAUGUUGGAACUAAAUCUUAG
Molecule: messenger RNA, 654 nt
Organism: Solanum dulcamara
Lineage: Eukaryota; Viridiplantae; Streptophyta; Magnoliopsida; Solanales; Solanaceae
Product: secreted RxLR effector protein 161-like
Exons: 1
Coding region: 1-654 (217 amino acids)
Source: RefSeq, a predicted model, not a curated record